Gymnodraco acuticeps is the source of this 3303-nucleotide messenger RNA. It is a transcript of the gene ubxn6, whose product is annotated as UBX domain protein 6. Lineage: Eukaryota; Metazoa; Chordata; Actinopteri; Perciformes; Bathydraconidae. Bases 114 to 1427 code for a protein of 437 amino acids. Gene Ontology annotation, molecular function: protein binding. The record is from RefSeq and is a predicted model, not a curated record. Gene Ontology annotation, cellular component: cytoplasm. The transcript is spliced from 11 exons.
GAAGAAGAAGAAAAAGCGGAAGUAUUUCUCGAUCAGCUGAGUUUGUUUUGAUCCUCCUCUGCUAGCUGUUCAUCUAUUUGUUUGAUAAACAUUUUGUGUGACCACUAAGGGAAAUGAAGAAGCUUUUUGAUGGCAUUAAGAAAGACAUGAAGUUUAAAACGGCGGGACCCGGGAAGAAACUAACUGACGACACAAGUACCAAGCCUGAUGUGGUGCAGAGCGGCUCUGGUGCCAGGCCGAAUCGCCAUGGUCCCAGUGAAGGGUCCCAGAGGGCUGGAGCCGCCGCCCUGGCUAGAAUUGAACAGAUUCCCCGGCCAAAGGUCGGCACCUCGCAGGAUGCCAUCAGGAACCAGGUCAAGAGAGAACUGGAGGCGGCGUCACUGGCUGAAAAAGACAAGGCAGAAUCAGAGGAGAGAUCCAAAGUGCCAGUGAUAGCUCCCGCCUGUCUCUCAGUGUCAGGUGUGUAUUUCACCUGUCCGCUAACCGGAGCCACUUUAGCUAAGAGUGAGAGGGAAGUACACAUUAAAGAGGCCAUUUUAAUGCGGUUUGAGGAGGAUCCCGUGGAGGCCUCUGUUAUGAUGAUCCACACAUUUAACAAAGACAGAGACAAAGUAAAGACUGCUAUCGACAUUAUGAGCAAGUAUAUUGAAAAUAUAUGUAAGAAUCCCACUGAGGAGAAAUACAGGAAGAUUAAACUCAGCAACAAGGUGUACCAGGAGAAAGUUCGUUCUGUGGAGGGCAGUAGAGAAUUCCUGGAGGCCCUGGGCUUCACAAGCAUUAUGCUUCCUGUAGAGGGGAAAGAGGAGGACGAGGAGUUCCUGGUGUUACUGGAGUACAGCACUGACGCCCUGGAGUUGAUGCAGGAGAGGAGGGACCGUCUCCAGAGAGGAGAGCCAGUGAGAGCUCAGCUGGACAGACAGCCGCAAGUGUUCAGAUCGUCUCCCAACGCUCAGCGCUUCGAGCUGCCGCCGGAGUUCUACAACAUGACAUCGGAGGAGCUCAAGAAGGAGCAACUGCAGAGGAGUGAGCUGGUGGAGAAGAGCGCCAUGCUGCGCACUAAAGCCAUGAGGGAGAAGGAGGAGCAGAGGGAGAGAAGGAAAUACAACUACACUCUGCUCCGGAUCCGACUGCCUGAUGGAUCCCUGCUUCAGGGGACCUUCUAUGCGUGGGACCGGUUGCCCGUGCUGUUUGCCUUCAUCCGGGAGUCUUUGGUGGACGGCUGGCAGCCCUUUGAGCUCAUCGCUCCUGGAGGUCAGAAACUACAGGAGUCUGAAGAGGUGGCUCUCGCAGAGUGUAACCUGGUCCCUGCAGCUCUGCUCACGUUUGCCUGGGAUGCGGCCGUUCAGGCGGAUAUUGCAGCUGCGGGUGGGAAGAGCCCCGCUCUACUCAAACCCUCCCUGCUGGAAACCAUCCGGACCCUGAGCUGAGACCCUCCCCCGAUCUCUCCCUGCUGCCUCCCCCCUGUGGCCCUCCUGGGGUGGAAUUGCCCAUUUACAAACGACUAGUGAUACGUUUAUUUUUACAAAUGCUAACUUUAAAGUCGGUAGCAGUGAUAACAUAGGGGAAACUUCCCCUAAAUGCGCUUGUUUUGCUGAGCAUUAUCCCUCCAUGUGGGGAUAGGGUCCCCUCUCAGCUACAUGUUGUACUGAAGGAGGCGGUUACUAACAGAUGAAAGGAUUGGUUUUGUUGCAUCGUGAAUGUACAGGCUGUGUAGGAAACAGAGGAAGGUCUAACAUCACCUACCUGUCAGUCAGGUGUUCUUCGUGUGGCAUGUUGACAGACCUUGUUUUAACUGUGGCGACAUUUUCUCCCCUUGCUUUGAAGUUAAACUGUUGUAUUAACACUGAUUGAUCAAGAGAAAAAAGUAUUUUGUAUCUCAGUACAGAGCUUUUGCCAUUUAAAAGCCGUUUGGUGUCUGUGCACUGGACUUGACUUGAAUGCUAUUAGUUUUGUUUGGCGGUGCUUCAUUUUAAACAGUGUUCUGUCUGUCUGACGGUCCGGUCUGAUGCAAGUCUAGCUUGUCUGUUCGUCCUCUGCAGUGGCCUCACACUCUCGUUGUACAACAUACUUCUACGGUAGUAACUAAAACUCCAAAUGUUAUUUAUUUUUAUUCAUAUGAGCAUAAACCUGGACCCUAAUCGAACAUGUCUUUCUUGAUAAUUUGAUUUAAAAUUGAAGUCCAAAACGGAGACGUCUUUUUACAGACUAGAAUGGCACCUCCGCCAAAUAAUUUGUUUUAUCCGCCUCUUGAUUUGGAUCCACUCCAAAAUGUAAUGUGUUCUUCCUUAGCCCGUGCUUCACCCUUCCACCAAGUUUCUUUUAAAUCGGGCCUGUAGUUUUUCUGUAAUCCUGCUGACAGAACGAACAGACACUGUUACUGUACGGUUAAGAUGACAAUGUGAAGUUGAUUCUAAUACCAAUAUCAUUUCUUGUAUUUUUAGCAGUUUGAAGCACUUUUUAGGAAAAACCUUACACUUUAUAAAACACUAGAGUGCCCUAAAUGUAAAAAAUAAAGCUUGAAGAUAUUGCUUUAUGCAUACUGUAGUAAAAACCGUGGUGAUUGCAGAGGUUUCAUGUAGCUUACUUGCUUGGCUGGCGUAAAUUACAUUUGUUGUCAAAACUGGCCGCAUGGACUUGUGUUGUCUUGAGUCAUGUAUUUGUUUGUAUCAAACACAUUUCCUUGGUAUAAAAAAGGUAUUUCAAACAGGGUGGUAGUACAUCUACCAUCUCACUGAAUGAGAUGAGAAUUACAUUUGUUUUCAAUUCACCCUCAUCACACAUCAUUAGGGUGAUUUAUACAUUUAUUUUGGUAGUGGUUUUGCCGUUGAUGUAUGCACACCAGAUAUGUAAAAGCUAGUUAUAAUUGCUUGUGAUUGGUUAAGAUGACAACGACCUACCUCUCACUGCUUAUCUCUGUCUGAUACAUCCAAAGGGGGUUGUACACUAAAGUGGAAGAAAGGCCUGGAUUGUUUUUGUUUUACAGAAUAAAUAAUUGUCACCUCAUAAAACCUGUAAUAUUAUUAAUUGAGCAACUAAAACCUGUUUCAGCUGCUUUGUUAUGUGUACAAUUUGACUACACAACCCAGCGUUUGAGGACUAAGAUGGACAUCAGCAACAUGUCUGCUGUCUUUUAUUUAAUGGAGGCGUCUAAAUGUUUUGUGCAUUGUAACCUUAAUUGAUCCCGAGUGAGUAGUAGUGAUGUGUGCAGACCGUCUGAGUUGUAAUCUGUUGCUUUUCAACCUGCCUGUUAAAGAGAUCGCUUGCAUUGCAUCAUAACUUGUUUAAUAAACAGUUCUGAGGCGA